AUGAGCAGAGAGCAGUGGGAUCUGGAAUGUCGUGGUUAUGGCAUACAAACAAGCAAAUUUCCUUACUUAGCUGAUCCAGAACGACGUCGUCUGCUAGAAGAGGGUCAGCAACAGCAAGGAUAUAGUCGCUGA
This is a messenger RNA of Strongylus vulgaris, 132 nucleotides long. NCBI's taxonomy places the organism in Eukaryota, Metazoa, Nematoda, Chromadorea, Rhabditida, Strongylidae. The record is from the annotation of a GenBank genome assembly.